AUGGUUUAUUACUUCACCUCAAAUGUGGUCAGCCCAGCGGCCUUCAUUUACGUUGGCAAGGACAAAUUCGAAAACGAGGACUUGAUUGAGUACGGAUUGGACUCUGAUGUUUGUGCCCACGUGUAUGUACGCCUCCGGGACGGAGAGACAUGGGACAACAUUGCGGAGAAGCUCUUGGAGGACUGCGCUCAGUUGACCAAAGCCAAUUCCAUUGAAGGAAACAAGAAGGAUAAUAUAACUAUCAUAUAUACCCCGUGGUCGAACCUCAAAAAGGACGGCUCUAUGGCGACAGGACAGGUCUCUUUCCAUAACCACAAACUUGUCCGCAAGGUCCUAGUACGAGAACGCGACAACCCUACCGUCAACCGGCUGAACAAGACCCGUGUCGAGAAAACCCCCGACCUACGAGCGGAGAAGGAGGAAUUCCUCAAGACGAAGCGUAACAGCGAACGGAAAACUCGGGACCAGCUCAAAGAAAAGGAAAAGCGGGAGAAGCGGGAGCGAGAACAACUCAAGUGGCAGAAGGACCAUGCGUACGACGAUAUGUUCAGUGAGGAGAAUAUGGAAGCGAGCAAUAAUCAAGAUCGGGAUGCUGAUUUCCUAGACGAUUUCAUGUGA
Molecule: messenger RNA, 618 nt
Organism: Penicillium angulare
Lineage: Eukaryota; Fungi; Ascomycota; Eurotiomycetes; Eurotiales; Aspergillaceae
Product: CCDC25 family protein
Exons: 4
Coding region: 1-618 (205 amino acids)
Source: RefSeq, a predicted model, not a curated record